Dichomitus squalens LYAD-421 SS1 is the source of this 1275-nucleotide messenger RNA. Its product is annotated as putative isomerase YbhE. NCBI's taxonomy places the organism in Eukaryota, Fungi, Basidiomycota, Agaricomycetes, Polyporales, Polyporaceae. The transcript has 4 exons. The record is from RefSeq and is a predicted model, not a curated record. Gene Ontology annotation, molecular function: protein binding; 6-phosphogluconolactonase activity. The coding region runs from base 28 to 1092 and encodes 354 amino acids.
CACAACCUGAGCUCGUCCCAGGUCAACAUGGUCCAUCGCAUCCUGGUCGCGUCGUACACAAGCGAAAUCUAUACCCUCGCGUUCGAUCAGCAAGCGCCCUCGCUCACCUUGACUUCCACCAUCACCGUCGGCCACCAUCCCUCAUGGAUCACCGCGCAUCCCGCCGACAAGAGCAUCGCAUAUACGGCUCUCGAACAGAGCGAGGGAAGGAUCAUUGCGUUGAAGCUCGAUGGGGAGGGUCGCGCUACCGCUAUAGGAGAGGGGCCGAGCGGCGGUGCUGACCCGUGCUCGCUCGUCGCUCUGGAUGAAGAGCUGCUUCUCGGGAACUAUAGCUCUGGCACCUUUGCUGCGGUGCCCUUAUCCCUAGAACCGCCGUACAUUGUCGCCGCGAAGACAGUCACCGUUCCCUUCACGGGUACUGGUCCCAACAAGGAUCGCCAGGAAGGCUCCCACCUCCACCAGGUGAUCCCGCAUCCCCACUACAAGGAGCUGCUUAUCCCCGACCUUGGCGCGGACAAGACCCGCCGGCUCGUCCGUGACGGAGAUGGCACCUGGGCGGAAAAGGGUGUCAUCUCGUACAAGGCAGGCGCCGGUCCUCGGCACGUCGCAUUCUAUGAGGACGUGGUUUAUACUCUCUUGGAGCUGACCAGCGAAGUGGUUGCGCACCGCGUGCCUCCUCUGCCUCAAGAGCCAAUCCUCCUCGACACCAUCUCGACUAUGGCGACCCCUCCCCCGCCUGAGCACGCAGCCUACAUGCUCGCUGCAGAGAUUCUGAUCCCCGCCCCCAACUCGUCGUAUCACACGCCAUACAUCUACGUCUCGAACCGAAACGACCCCUCGCCGGAGGGCGACACGAUCGCUAUCUUCUCAACAGUCGACUCAAAGGGCAAGAUUGGCUACGUGACCGAGGUGCGCUCUGGGCUCAAGCAUCUCCGAGGUAUGGUCUUUGGCGGCCCAGACGACAAGUACCUCAUCGCGGGUGGUGUUCACGGCGGAGGCGUUAAGAUUUUCGAACGGGUAGAUGGCGGAAGGAGUUUGAGGGAGAUUGCAUCGAUUGAUCUCGCCGCGCCCACCGGCUUCUUGUGGCUCUAGUCCGGUCCUCGACGCGGAUGGUGGUGCCGUUGGCGGCUUUUCGAACGCCUGUCUUCGUGUCUGUGUCUGUCGCAUCGAAUCAAAGCUCGCCAGAUAGAAGUGUUGAAUGUCAAUGUAUUCGAUUUAUCAUAGGCUCGUUAAUGUAUAACGUCUUAUCGUUGCGUCUCCACUUAGCACCUCCAA